GUUUACAAUACAGGUCAAGGUCGAUUAACGGUACACGCGGACAAUCGAUGUGGUAGAGAAAUGGCAGGUGCUUUACAAGCUAUUCAUUAUGAACGGGGGAAAUUAGAGAUUUUAGAUCAGUUACAGUUACCAACACAUUCUGAAUAUAUCCCCGUUCAAAAUACAGAAGAUGGAUGGGAUGCCAUCAAGCAAAUGAAGGUACGAGGAGCUCCAGCAAUUGCUAUUGUAGGAUGUCUUAGUUUGGCUGUAGAGUUAUACUACAUGGACUUUAAAUCACGGAAAGAGAUAGCAGAGUAUGUUUCCGAUAGAUUGAAAUAUUUGGUAACAGCUAGACCAACUGCUGUUAACAUGGACGAGGCUGCUACAAAAAUAUCAUCAAUGAUAAAAGAUAUGGCAGAAGAAAGCGAUUUGUCUAUCAAUGAUUUCAAGGAAUUAGCCAUAGAAGCAGCAGAAAUAAUGUUUGAAGAUGAUGUUACUAUUAACAAAGAUAUUGGAUUUUAUGGGGCUGAGCAUAUCAUCAGCAAUACAGAAAAUUUAAACGUUCGUAUUUUAACUCACUGUAAUACAGGUUCCCUAGCAACGGCAGGAUAUGGUACAGCAUUAGGAAUUGUUCGAGCACUACACGAAAGAGGCAAGAUUGAUCAUGUUUAUUGUACAGAAACACGACCCUAUAAUCAAGGUGCUAGAUUAACAGCAUAUGAACUGGUGCAUGAAAAUAUUUCAGCUACGUUGAUAUUAGACAGUAUGCCUUCCAUGUUGAUGGCACACCAUGAUGUAACAGCUGUUGUGGUUGGUGCUGAUCGUGUGGUUGCCAAUGGCGACACAGCUAAUAAAAUAGGAACAUUGCAGUUAGCCAUUGUUGCGAAAUAUUUUAAUGUGCCUUUUUAUGUAGCAUGUCCUGUAACAACAUUUGAUUCGUGCAAAGCUUCUGGGAAAGAAAUAGAAAUUGAAGAACGUCCGCAUCAUGAAAUGGUUUCUAUCAAAGGGCAAAAGAUAGCGGCAGAAGGAAUAAAUUGUUGGAAUCCUGCUUUUGAUGUAACACCAGCAGAACUUAUUACUGGAGGAAUAGUAACAGAGUUUGGUGUUUUUAAACCUUCAGAAAUUAAAGAAAAAUUGGCAUCCAUUUUAAGUGAAAAUAAGAAAAAUAGAGGUCCAGGCUUACAACGCAGAUCAUCAUACUCAUCAUUGAAAAAUGCUGUAAAAAGUGAAUAAUAUUGAAAAGCGCUUAAAAAGUAACUUGAUUAUAAUUGUAUUUCCUCUCUAUUGAAGCUUUAAUUGUUCUGUCCGUCACACUUUUUGGGAAACAAUAACUCUCCUUCUAAUUGAGCUAAAAUGUUCAAACUUGGUGUAGGUGUUUAUUAGGUCGAUGCUUUGGGACACAAUAACUUCAGUGAUGGAACUUGGUGUAUACUUUCAUCAAAUCAAUACCGUGACUAAGUUCGAUAAUGAACAUUUUCUGCUGAGGGUAAGCAGAGUGAUAAGCAAUUUGAUUGGUUCAGACUUUCAAACACAAUAACUCUCCUUCUAAUUGAGGUACAAUGUUCAAACUUGGUGUAGGCGUUCAUUAGGUGAAUGCCUUGAUGGAGUUCGAUGAUGAACAUUGUCUGCUUACGUUAAGCAAUUUGAUUGGUUAUAAUUAAGUGAGACCUAUAUGAAACUCAUUAUAUAAUUACCUUGACUAAGUUUGAUGAGAAUUUUCUGCUUAGGCUAAAGAUCGAUAAGCAAUUUGAUUGGCCAAGACUUUGGAACAACAACUCUGCUGUUAAUUGAGGCAGUAUAUAUAGAAUGAUUAAACUUAAUGUUGAUGUUCAUUAGGUAAAUGUCUUGACUGAGUUCAAUGAUUAACAUUUCCCGCUAAAGCUAAGCGGAUCUAAGCAAUUUCUUUGGCUUUGAUUUUAUCUGAUACAGAGUGAUGAAACUUAGUGUAUAGUUGGUAAUCAUUUGAAAAAAAUAAAAGUGCGAUUAAUUGAUAUGUGUCAUCUAUUUAUUUUGGGAUUUCGAUGAGAUGGGGGGGGGGGGCACAUUAGCCUCAUAGUUGGCUUGUUUCAUUCCAUUUUAUCCGAACUUGGUAAUUAUUCUCUAAUUAUAUUAAUUACAGUAUUAUUAAUUUGUGGCCAAGAUACAGUGGUUAAACCUGUAAUGGUCUUGUCAUUAUUUCUUAAUAAAGCAUCUCACCAGC
Molecule: messenger RNA, 2179 nt
Organism: Patella vulgata (common limpet)
Lineage: Eukaryota; Metazoa; Mollusca; Gastropoda; Patellidae
Product: methylthioribose-1-phosphate isomerase
Exons: 5
Coding region: 61-1212 (383 amino acids)
Molecular function (GO): S-methyl-5-thioribose-1-phosphate isomerase activity
Source: RefSeq, a predicted model, not a curated record